Oncorhynchus masou masou (cherry salmon) is the source of this 6701-nucleotide messenger RNA. Its product is annotated as obscurin-like protein 1. Gene Ontology annotation, molecular function: protein binding. Bases 49 to 6303 code for a protein of 2084 amino acids. The transcript is spliced from 22 exons. The record is from RefSeq and is a predicted model, not a curated record. Lineage: Eukaryota; Metazoa; Chordata; Actinopteri; Salmoniformes; Salmonidae.
GCCCAUCAGAGUGAGAAGAAGGGACUGAGACAGACGCAGGAAGCCAACAUGGACAUAUUCGGUGGUGCCCCCCGUGUACUGGGCUACUCACGCCCCGUGGCGGCACAGUGUGGCACGGACGCCGUCCUGCAAUGCAAGAUCGGCGGCGACCCUCGUCCUGAGGUGGUCUGGGAGAAGAAGAAUGUACAGAUCCUGUCAGAGGGACGCUACAGGCUGUCGGAGGAGGGCCAGGCCUACUUCAUACACAUCACUGGGGUCAGGCUGGAGGACGCUGGCCAGUAUAUCUGCAAGGCCAGUAACAACGUGGGUGAGACGUGCGCCCCUGCCACACUGAAGGUGGAGAGGAACAGUCAGGAGCGGCAAGGGGCACAGAAACAGACAGAGGUCAAUGGGGUGCAGCAAACCAGGCUGGAGAAUGGAGAGUUAGGGGGGCAACGGAAUGGGGAGUUUAGAAGGCAACAGAGCAGCGAGUUGGAGGGGCAACAGAACCAGAAUGGGGAAUAUAGACAGCAAGAGAACAGGGAGUAUGGAGGGCAACAGAAUGGAGAGAUAGAGCAGAGGAAUGGAGAGGUAGGCCAACAGAGCGGAGCAGUAGACCAACAGAGCGGAGCAGUAGAGAAGGAAAAUGGAGAGGAGAGUGAGCGGGAGAAAAAGAAACAGCGCUAUGAAGGGGAGCCCCUGCUGUCAAAUGACAGACCUCACUUCCUCAUCAAGCCCCUCUCCCUGAGGGUGGACCGGGGCGAGGACGCAGCCUUCUCCUGUAAGCUGUCGGGCAACCCUCUGCCCCAGGUGGUGUGGGAGAAGGACGGGAAGAAGCUGAGCGACAUCUUCGAGAGCGCCCACUUCAACGUCAGCAGCCAGGACGGAGGCUGGUUCCAGCUGAAGAUCUUCCGGACGAGGAUGCCCGACGGGGGUGUCUACACCUGCAGAGCCCAUAACAAUCAAGGAGGGGCGCUGGCGGGCGCAGUGCUGCUUGUGGAGCUCGUCCCGGAACGGCAGGAGAGCGGGGCGUCCACGUCAAAUGGGCACAGCAACGGGCAGACAUCACCUCGUAGUAUGAGGCACAGGAUGGGAAGACACGGUUUGUCGAGACAGCCGGACGAGCCCAAUCUGAACUCUGCCAAUGUGAAGAAAUUUGCGGUGUCGGAGGGGAAACAUGCUAAGUUCCGCUGCUUCGUGACAGGGAAACCUAAGCCUGAGAUCAUCUGGAAGAAGGACGGAGCGCCCCUAGAGGCUGGGAGGCGUCACCUUCUGUUUGAGGACAGAGAGGGUUACUACACGCUCAAAGUGAUGUACAGUAAACAUCAGGACACAGGGCUGUAUGUGUGUGCUGCGUCCAACGCUCUGGGACACACCCUCAGCUCUGUUUACCUGACUGUCAAAGCUCCAGCGGUGCGGUUCAGGCGGUCUCUGCAAGACGUGGAGGUGAGAGAGAGAGGCAUGGCCGUGUUGGAGUGUGAGGUACCUCAUGAGGGCAUCCCUACUGCCUGGUACCUGGAGGACCAGAGACUGCAGCCAGGGGGUAAAUACGACAUAGAGCAGAACGGAGCCGGACGCAGGCUCACUAUCCGAGAUGUAGGAGCGGACGACGAUGGGGUCUAUCUCUGUGAGAUGCCUGAUGGAGGGAGGAGUAUCGCUGAGCUGGCCGUCAAAGGCACAAUUGUUAAAAAACUUCCUCGAAAACUAGACGUGUUCGAGGGGGAGAAUGCUGUGUUCUGUGUGGAGGUAGAGGAGGAGAACAUGGAUGUCCACUGGUUCAAAGAUGGCCUGAAGCUAUGUGAGAGCCACCAGACUAUCCUCAAGUCCUUUGGUAAAACCCACAUGCUGGUGUUCAUCAACGUCUGCCACGGGGACACAGGGGUUGUGACCUUCGUUGUGGGAAGAUCCAAGACCUCGUCCCGGCUCAGAGUCAAAGCUGCCAGACACAGCCCUCCCAUCUGUCCAGUGGGGGUGGAGAUGGAUGUGGACAGGCCCAACAGCGUGCUCCUCUCCUGGGAGCCGGCCCCCACCAGCCAGACCACCACCCGCUCCGUCUAUGUCCUGGAGAGACAGGAAGUGGGAUCACAGGAGUGGCUGAGGUGUGCGACCUCCGACACGGCGACCUCCGCAGAGGUCAUGGGCGACAGCGUGCCGUGCGAGGGCGAUUACCGCUUCCGUGUCUGCUGCAUCAAUAAGUAUGGCCGUAGUGGACACGUGGAAUUCCCUAAAGUCGUCCAUCUUGUGCCAGGUCCCAAGAUCAGGACCCAUCUCCAGGGCUGUGAGGUGACGGAGGGGGAGGACGCCCUGUUCUCCAUCGAUCUGUCAGUGAUGGUGACGGGCACCUGGUUCCUGAACAGCACCCAGCUACAGAAUAGCCAACACUACUCUAUCCAACAGGCCAAGACACAGCACUCCCUGGUAAUCCACAGCACCAAGGUGGAAGACCACGAGGCAGAGGUCACCUUCAUCGCCAACGGAGUCAGAGACUCAGCGGUUCUCAAGGUUCAAGCUGCGAUGAUGAAGUUCAGCCCAAUGUCAGAGUCAGACAGUAACAAGAGGGUGGAGACUGGUGAACCUGUGGUCCUGUACUGUGAGGUGUCCCACCCCUCAGCCAGCGUGGGCUGGUUCAAGGAUGGGGUGGAGCUACAGGUGACAGACAGCCUCAACAUCCAAUCAGAAGGCAACAUGAGGAGGAUCGUUAUCCGAUCGGCUGAGUUCACCGACUCUGGCGUGUACACAUGCGAGAUGAUGGGUGAUGUCAUCAAUUUCAACGUGGAGGUUGAAGGUCCCCCUGUGCAGUUCAGUGAGGUCCCUGAGGAGGAGCUCCAGAAGUCUGCCAUGGAGCUGGAUCCUGUGGUGCUCACCUGCGAGGUUUCCAGAGAGGACGCCAACGCUACCUGGUACAAGGAUGGGGUUGAGGUCCAGGCCAGUGAUAACAUGACCAUACAAACAGAGGGCACCAUGAGGAGACUGAUCAUCCGUUGUGCUGAGACCUCAGAUGCAGGAACCUACAGCUGUCAGUCAGGAGACAACAGCCUCUCAUUCACUGUCAACAUCAAAGAGCCUCCAGUGAUGAUCGUGGAGCCCAAGGAGGACGUGGUUAUGGAGGGUCAUAUCUCUGAGCAGGUGGUCCUGCAGUGUGAGCUGUCCCGCUCCAGCGGUGAGGUCCACUGGUUUAAGGACGGCAUUCAGGUCCUGGAGACGGAGAACGUCCAGCUGACGUCCGAGGGACCGUACAGGAGGCUGACCGUCCUCUGCGGCUCGGCAGAAGAUUCCGGAGAGUACGUCUGCGACACGGAUGGAGACUCUGUGUUCUUCCAGGUCACCAUCACAGAGCUUCCGGUGCGAAUCGUCUCCCCUACUGAGUCUGAGCUGGAGCUGACCAGCCUGACGUCUGAGAGGCUGGAGCUCAGCUGCGAGAUCUCCCAGCCUGAUGCCCAGGUACGCUGGUACAGAGAUGGGCUGGAGGUGGAGGAGAGUGCCUCUCUCAUCCUGGAAGUCCAGGGAGCCCACAGGACACUGGUCAUCCUCACGACCACUGUGGAGGACACAGGAGAGUAUGUGUGUGACACAGAGGAUGACUCGGUCACAUGGCUGGUCACUAUUACAGAGCCUCCUGUGAAGCUGGCCCGCUCUGAAACAAUGUCUGACGUAAUGGACUGUUUCUCUGGAGAACCCAUCGUCCUGGAGAUCGAGGUGUCACGGUUCAACGCUGAGGUGAUCUGGAUGAAGGAUGGAGGAGAGGUGGAGGAGAGCAGUGAUGUCACCAUCACUGAGGAUGGACUCAUCCGCCGCCUCACCAUCCGCACGCCCGCCCCGGGGGACUCUGGGAAAUACACCUGUCUUGCCUCAGAUGACCUCAUCGACUUCCAGGUCAAGGUGUCAGAGCCCCCAGUGAAGAUCGUGAAUAGGUCAGAAGUCAAGACAGAGGUCAAGUCCCUGCCCUCUGAUGACAUCGAGUUGGAGUGUGAACUCUCCAGGGCCAAUGCCGUCGCUAAGUGGUACAAAGAUGGCCGCCGGUUAAACGAGGACGAGAGGUUCUAUGAGGAGGAAGAAGGGGCGUUCCGCUCCCUGGUGAUCCUUAACGCUGAGCUGGAAGAUUGCGGAGACUACUUCCUUGAUGCCGGAGAUGACAACAUCACCUUCCAUGUCACUGUGCAAGAGCCUCCAGUGACCAUCCUGGGGAACUCCGAGGACGCAGACUACCAGGAGAUGGUUGCCGGGGACGACCUGAUCCUGGCCUGUGAGGUGUCCCGGGCCAAUGCCCCUGUCCAGUGGUACUGUAACGACAGACAGCUGACUAGCGAUGACCGGACCUACAUCGAGAGCUACGGCACGCUGAGGAAACUCAUCCUUUCUGACAUCCUGACCUCCGACUCUGGGAAGUACAUGUGUGAUGCUAUCGAUGACAAGAUGGUCACCAUGGUGAAGAUCCAAGUGCCUCGAGUGGUAGAGUUCUUGACAGAGCUCCACAACACCAUGGUGUUAGAGGGAGAGGACGCCACCUUCAAGUGCGUGGUGUCGCCAGAGGACGUGCAGCUGGUGUGGGGGAUGGACGGCGAGCUCGUCGUCAUGGGUGACCGAUUCCAGGCGACGCAGAACGGCCUGUGUCACACCCUGGUGAUCAAGAGCUGUCAGAUCCUGGACUCCUCUAAGAUCACAGUGGAGGCUGAGGGGAACGUGUCUAAGGCCACCCUCAAAGUACAGGAAGCUCAGGUGACCUUCACUAAGAAGAUGGAGGCGGUGAUGGCCGAGGAGUAUGGAGACGCUACCAUGGAAACAGAGGUCAGCCUGGACACGGGCGAGGUCCAGUGGAUGAGGCAGGGUGUGGUCAUCCAGCCAGGACCCCGACACACCCUGGGCCAGAGCGGACGCAAACGCAGCCUGACCAUCUGCAACCUCAACCUCUCUGACCGCGGAACCUACCGCUGUGAAACCCUGCACGACCGCACGCAGGUCAAACUCAACGUGGAGCCCCGUAAGAUCGCCAUCCGUAAGGGUCUGGUGGAGACGGACACGUUUGAGCGGGAGACGGCCUCCUUCGAGGUGGAGCUGUCUCACUCUGGCGUGGAGGGCGUCUGGCAGAAGGACGGCAUCCGGGUCAAACCCAGCAACCACUGGCGGGUGAGCUGCAACGGGCUGGUCCACGGCCUCACCCUGUCCAACCUUACCCUGGAGGACACGGGCACCAUCGUCUUCUCUGCGGAGGGAGUCCGGACCUCUGCCAGGCUCACUGUCAAGGAGACUCCAGUGACUCUCAUGAAGAAGCUGGUAGACAUGAGACUGGAGCAGGGCUCUCCUGCCACAUUGGAGUGUGAGCUGUCCAGACAGAACGUGGAGGUCAGGUGGCUGAAGAAUGGGACAGAGCUGAAGCCAGGGAAGACCCAGUACCGUAUUUACUCCAUGGGGAGGAAGAGGUUCUGUCAGCUGCUGCAGUGUAGCCUCUCUGAUGCAGGCACCUACACCUGUGACGUAGGAGACGUCAAUACAUCCUGUAACCUGGAGGUCUAUGAGCCUGAAGUGGAGGUGCUACAUGGGCUGGAGGACCUGUAUGUCCAGGAGGACCAGAAUGCUGUGUUCAUGUGUGAGGUGUCCAUGGAGGACGUGACUGGGGAGUGGUACAAGGAUGGACACAAGAUACGACCCACUAGCACCAUCAAGAUACGCACAGAGGGGACCAAACACUUCCUUCUCAUGUGCAACGUUAAAGCUGAGGAUUCUGGAGAGAUCCGCUUUGUGACCAAACAGACAGAAUCAUCAGCCUACCUAGAGGUGGAAGAGGCCCCCGUGUCUAUCGUGAAGCCUCUGAGAGACCGUACGGCUCUGGAGAAGCACCGCGUGAUCCUGGACUGCACCGUGUCCACGCCGCGCUGUGAACUCACAUGGUACAGAGGCAAGGCAGAGCUGGUGUCUUCUGAUAGGCUAGAGAUCCACAGUGACGGCUGCUACCAUAAACUGACCAUCCACGAGGCGACUGUAGAGGACGAGGGUACCUAUAGUAUAGAGGUUGGGGAGCACACAUCCACAGCCCAACUCCUGGUGGAAGCCCAGUCCCUGGUGAUAGAGACAGAGCUGGAGGAUGUGGCUGUGACGGCUCCUGACCAGGCCUGUUUCCAGUGUGAGGUGUCCGUGGCCAUCAGCAGGCCCCCAGUCUGGACUCUGAACGGAGAGACCAUCCAGUCCAGCCCUGAUGUCCGCUUAGAGAACCACGGAACCGUCCACAAACUGAACCUGAAACAGACCAGACCAGACAUGAGUGGGACGGUUACCUUCGCCAUGGGAAAGGCCAAGAGCAGUGCCAAACUGAACGUGAUGUGGAAGUAGAGGCAAGGGGGAGAGAAUGGGAAAUGUUGAUUCUGUUAUGAUCAGGAAUCGAAUGUCUGAGACUGUUUUAGGGUUUGAAGGUACUAUAUAAGAAUGCGGUCUAUCUGAGCGAGACAGAAAAUGUGAUGAAAUGUGGUACUUAGGCCCCAAACAACUGUUUCAGGAUCAGUUUUGAUGUUUUACUCAAUGGUUGGGGUUAUGAGCAAAGCUGAUCGUCAGUCAGUUGUAAAAGGGCAGAAAGUAACCUUGGAGAGAAAUGUUAAGGGUGGAUUCCAGUCACGUCAAAAGGUCAAAUCGGUAUGCAACACUUGGGUGUCUGAAGGUGUUACAAUGGUUUAUAAUGGUGGGUAUGAAUGCCUGUGUGUAUGGAUAUAAAUCAAUUGCACACAUCUGUUACA